This is a messenger RNA of Penicillium argentinense, 657 nucleotides long. Its product is annotated as cupredoxin domain-containing protein. The transcript is spliced from 3 exons. Lineage: Eukaryota; Fungi; Ascomycota; Eurotiomycetes; Eurotiales; Aspergillaceae. The record is from RefSeq and is a predicted model, not a curated record. Bases 1 to 657 code for a protein of 218 amino acids.
AUGACUAGCUCGAGUACAGCGGCAUUAGUAUCGAGCAAUAUACACAAAGUCGAUGUCGGGGAGGACGGACUGACCUUUGACCCGGACACCCUCCAUGUAUCUCCCGGAGGAAAGGUAGAGUUCCAUUUUUACCCUGGCAAUCACUCGGUCGCCCAGGCCGCUUUCGACAACCCGUGUCAUCCAAUGAGCACUAGCAGCUUUUUCAGUGGUUUCCAUGCCCCUACGCACGACGAAUCAUCUACCGUCUUCACUCUCACCGUGAACGACACCGACCCAAUCUGGUUCUACUGUGGGCAGGUCGGUCAUUGCCAAGCCGGCAUGGUCGGGGUUAUCAAUCCAUCAGGCGCAAACACCCUUGAUUCGUUCAAAAACGCGGCCUCGAAUGCGGACGGCAUAACUGUCCCCUCGGCUGUUCAAGGCGGUGUCCUCGGGAAAAAUGACGAGACCGAAUCAUCCACUUCGUCUGGCGCUAGCACGGGGACUGCAAGCAGUACGGAAACCGAAUCGUCCACUUCGUCUGGCGCUAGCACGGGGACUGCAAGCAGUACGGAAAGUCCUAGUCCAAGUGCCGCAAAUGCCGGAGCAAAAUCGCAUUCUGUGAUUGAUAUGAGUUGUGUCUUGGUUCUUAGUUUCUUAAUGGGUCUAUUGCUCAUGUAG